UGAUUUUGCAUUUCCAGGGGGAGAGAACUGUAUGUAAACAAUAUAGUUAUCUCCCCUGUCAGCUCCAGCACACUGUUUUGUAUGCCUCUGCAUAGCAUAGCAGGGCCCUACAAAGCAGUGUGCUUACAGUUGAAAGCAUACACACAGCUUACAGUAAAACAGCACACAUUUAACCCUUUGAUCACCCACACAUGUUAACCCCUUCCUGCCCAGUACCAUUAGUACAGUGUCCGUGCUUUUUAUUAGCACUGAUCACUGUAUUGGUGUCAAUGGGGAAGUCGGUGACACCAAGUCAGUUCCCCUCAGUGUCAGAAUGCCUGCCACAGUCCCGCUAU
Staurois parvus is the source of this 335-nucleotide messenger RNA. NCBI's taxonomy places the organism in Eukaryota, Metazoa, Chordata, Amphibia, Anura, Ranidae. The record is from the annotation of a GenBank genome assembly.